GUUCAUGCGACUGUUGCCGAUGUGAAUGGAACAGAGUCUGAGAUGUUCAAAAAUAUAAUCAAUCAUGGCUUUUUGAAUUUUACUGGUAUAACGUCUUUAUUAAGAUCGGUAGACAUAUUUGUUGGUCUUGGAUUUCCUUUCGAAGGCCCCGCUCCAUUAGAAGCGAUCGCAAAUGGCGCUAUAUUCAUAAAUCCGAAAUUCAAACUCGUGCUUAACGAUUUCUUGCAGUUUACCAGCCAGUUACCGUACAUUGAACGAUUGGGCAAGCCUUAUGUGUACACAGUCGACGUCAACGAUACAAAGGCUUUAGCAGAAGCGAUAAGAAGUGCACUAAAGGAAAAACCACGACCAUAUCUGCCCGAAGAGUUUACGCCGGAAGGGAUGUUGAUUAGAGUAAACAUGUUGUUAUCACGAGAUCUAUGCUCAACG
Cylicostephanus goldi is the source of this 429-nucleotide messenger RNA. Lineage: Eukaryota; Metazoa; Nematoda; Chromadorea; Rhabditida; Strongylidae. The record is from the annotation of a GenBank genome assembly.